Molecule: messenger RNA, 3228 nt
Organism: Cooperia oncophora
Lineage: Eukaryota; Metazoa; Nematoda; Chromadorea; Rhabditida; Trichostrongylidae
Source: the annotation of a GenBank genome assembly
AUGUCCCGAAUGUUGGACGUCUUGCAAGCUUUCCUUUCAUAUCACGGGUAUCAGUAUUUUAGACUAGAUGGCACAACCGGUAUUGAACAGAGGCAGGCGAUGAUGGAGCGAUUCAAUGCAGAUUCGAAGAUAUUUUGCUUUAUUCUGUCUACUCGUUCUGGUGGAGUUGGAGUGAAUUUGACUGGUGCAGACACAGUGAUUUUCUAUGAUUCCGACUGGAAUCCUACGAUGGAUGCUCAGGCGCAGGACAGAUGUCAUCGGAUUGGUCAAACUCGUAAUGUGACAAUUUUCCGCUUGAUCUCGGAAAGAACGAUUGAGGAGAACAUCCUUCGGAAGGCGAAUCAAAAGCGUCGGUUAGGUGAAAUGGCGAUUGACGAUGCUGGAUUCACUCCCGAGUUCUUCAAGCAGUCGGAUAACAUACGCGAUUUAUUCGAUGGUGAUGUAGAGGUAGGCGAUAUUGACAUUGGAGAGCGUCCUAAGAGCCAGAGAGAUGUUGAGAAGGCUAUGGCUGCACUGGAAGACGAACAAGAUGUGAAUGCAGCGAAAAUGGUCCUUGCCGAAACGAAAGCAGAUAUUGCUGAGUUUGAUGAGACACGACAUGUUGGUGCAACUGAGAGUUCACUGGGCGGUUUCUUCAGUUGUUUAGACAGUGAAGACCCUCUUGAUGAGAAAUACAUUGAGUUGAUCAUUGAAGCCGAUUGGCGUUAUAUAGCGGAUGAACUUCCCGAGGCUGAGUAUAAACCUGAAUUUGAAGAGGAAGUCCGAGAGGCAGAGGCGGUAAUCGAGCAGAAGAGGGAAGACUGGGUACGAGCUCACAAUAAAGCCCUGAGCAACGGCGAUGCGAACGAUGGUAUCGAUGAGAAUUCCGUUCGAUUAGAUGAUGACUUUUAUGGAAACGGAAUGCUACUAGAUGAGCAGGCACCGCAACUUAAGUCUUCCUCUCCUCCUAGAAAAACUCUCUCUGGGCGCCGUAUCAUUGCUCCAAACUCAGUUACUACCUCACUUUCUCCUUCUCAUAUCUUGCGCUCUACUUGUGCCCCCACUACAAAGAGAUCUGCUGCUCAGACGGCUGCUCGAUCAGCUGUUCGCAAAGCUACGGCAAGGGUUUCUGCUAGGCGAAAUCAGCAGACAAAAACGGAACCUGGCAAAGCAAGCCCUCCUCCCAGCUCGUCACCAUCGCCAAUCAAUCAUGAAACGAAGAAACGUCGUGGAAGACCGCCGCGUAAGUCCUUGGUUUCCGGAGACACUGCUUCACAGGAGCCCCCUGCUCCAUCAGCGGAAAUGACUCCAAAGCAGGAACCGCCUAAGUCUCCUGUACCAAUUAAACAGGAGGCUGUGAAGCCGAAAUCACCUCCUGCUGUGUUCGCGUUCCAUCACGACUUCUUGGAUGGGAUCAUGCCGAUGUGGACCCCCUUUCCAACACCUCCUCUAUCGGAUACGGACAACGAUAUCUACUUCGAUGAAUGUCUGGAUCUCCUCUACGAUCGCGAUUUCAUGACCGAAGACAAGUUGCCAUCGGAAAUUCAUGAAUUGCCGAAAUGUCUUGAACAAGCCUACCAGCCCACUCCUCCACCUGCACCUCCACCACAUAACACUCAACAAUCGUCGUCAGAUGCAGCAGUAAUGAGUCUUCUGAUCCUUUAUCCCAAUCCGGCCCGACCUCUUAUCACACACCACCACCUGCUUCCUACAGCCCUACACCCUAUUCACCAGCUGAAUUCGAUCAAUGUAGCAGCUGAAAAUCGAGUAUCAAAGAAGGAACGGAGAGCUUUGCCCCGUCAGUUGGAACAGAAGGGUCGAGAGUUAAUGCGACCGGUAACUCCACCUCCAGCUGUUCGAGAAGAGUACGAUUACGAAGGUCCAGAAUGGAAUAUCAUUGAGGAUCAAGCGCUGCUAACGGCUGUUCGUAAUGAAGAGAUCAUGUGUCAUAGUUUCGAAAGGAUGAAAACAUCAUUGCGGUACAAUUGGGAGUACAUUUCUGUCCACUUACGCAAAGGGCGUGUCUCAACCGAUCUACAGUAUGCGCAUGAUGCUGACAAGUUACGAGAAUCGUCUGUAUUAGGUCGCCUACGGCUCAUCGAGUCGUUAACUGAGAAACAGAAUGCGUUUAAAUGUGCGAGGCGGCCAAUUGAACACCGUUCAUUGGAACCGAGCGGCCGGUUACCACCGGCUCAGGAAAGCCGACUUGCUUCUAUGAACAUUAGAUUCCCAACCGGUCUUGCGCCACAGGAAAUUCUGUCGAAUUUGGAAGAGAAGCGAAUCGCUCAAGAAGCCGCGAAGAAGAAAUUAGCAGAACAACAGGCCAACAACGAGAGACCGAAUUCACCUCCUCAUCCAGUUAUCUCUGUAUGCGUACGACCGCCUGCUGUAACCGCUGGGAACGAAAUUGUACAGUCCCGCAUGCCCAUUGUUAUAUCGGUCCCUCAACUCGUGCUGCCGAGUCCUCCUGCUCUUCAGCAAUCCAUGGCACAAGACCUCUCUAUGAAUGUCAUGCCACAGUCGCAUUCGCCGGUUGGUGGAAUGCGUCGCACUGCGUCACAUCCGUCGACCGCUGUCGCAUUGGGCAGUGGUUUACAGCAUGUGCAGGGGUCAGGGGCCAGUACUCAACAUAAUUACGUAGUCGUCAGUCAGGACUCUAUUCCUCCUUCAUCUCGCAUGCAGUUUGUCACCCGGGCAGCCGAUGGUAUGACGAUUGGCCAAAGUGCGCAGCCAGUGUAUCGCUCGAUUUCAAACACUUCGCAAACAAAACGAACCCCUCCGAACACACCAUCGCUAAAUAGGGUACAAGGAAGUUAUAUGACAAACGUUCAAACAGUAUCAGGUAACAGCCAGCUGUUCCAGCCAGGUGCUACCACAGUAAGUGGGGCGCCAAGAGGAAGAGUUAUGCAAAGGCCCGCUGCUCCUCGCAUGUUCGUUCAACAAGCUCCCCAAUCAGGCGAUCGUUCGUAUGUUGUUCCCCAACAGCAAAUUCGAAUGGUUUCCACACAACGUCUACCCCCUCCAAAAAGGACCAUCGGACAGAAGGCACCGAUGACCGCUGUAAUGGUACCGUCACGAGCCGGCCAACCGCAUCAACUUCGUGCUGUUCCGAGAGGCUUCACGCAAGGAACGCGAAUUAUGAAUGUGGUAAUGGCGCCGAGUAGUGUAGCGUCUUCGAGCUCGUCACAAUCGCUUCCUAUCCAGUCAACAAGCCAGCCAGGUGGUGGAACAAUUAUGGCUUCAGCUCCG